UCAUCGGCUUUCGCUCAAAGUUCGGAAUUCCCAUCUUUGUCAUUACUUUGAUAUCGGUACACGUAGCAACCGCUCAUGAGCUCCGCGAAAAUAUUCGGUAAAUUCGCAUUUGCAAGGGGGCUUCGACCACGUCCAAUUACAACCUCAUCUCUUUAUCUCCAUCGGAGGUCCGUAACCAUCGACGCCACUACUACCAUGGAAUCAGGUUCACGAUUACGCCACAAAAAGCCAGCAAUCUUUGUCUGCGAUUUACAGGACAAAUUUCGCAAUGCCAUCCAUCAGUUCGACAAAGUCGUCCUAACGACGCAAAAAGUCCUCCGUGCAGCUAAGAUCCUCAACAUCCCCGUGUUCGCGACAACGCAGAUCGCGGCCAAGCUUGGGGCCACAGUACCAGAGAUACAGAAGGAGAUAUCCGCUAGCGCAGUGCCUUAUACCGAGGCCGACAAGACGGCCUUCAGCAUGCUAGGUGCGGCGGAGAUCUCCUCGGCGUUUCCCGUCCCUGGGCACGAGAUUGUGAUUGUAGGGAUUGAGUCACAUAUAUGCGUUACACAGACAUCGCUAGAUCUACUGGCACGUGGACACAAAGUGUAUGUGUUAGCAGAUGGUGUGAGUAGUUGUAAUCCGCAGGAAAUACCUAUCGCUCUGGCACGACUACGUUCCGAGGGGGCGAUUGUCACGACGAGCGAGAGUUGGCUGUACGAGUGCAUGGGCGACGCCUCAAUUCCUGAGUUCAGGGAGAUAGCGAAGCUAGUCAAGGAGACAGGUGCUGAUACAAAGGCCGCACUUGCGGGACUGCUUGGGGAUCCAUCUACUUAGACUAAGACAGUGGUCCAACCAAUCCAUUGCAUCAAGGGUUACUUAGGAGAUGUACUUUUAUUCAUAAAUUCAUGAAGUAUAUGCUAGCAACUCAACCUAAACUUUU
This is a messenger RNA of Hypoxylon trugodes, 922 nucleotides long. RefSeq names its product Isochorismatase hydrolase. The record is from RefSeq and is a predicted model, not a curated record. The transcript is spliced from 5 exons. Bases 76 to 816 code for a protein of 246 amino acids. NCBI's taxonomy places the organism in Eukaryota, Fungi, Ascomycota, Sordariomycetes, Xylariales, Hypoxylaceae.